Molecule: messenger RNA, 1990 nt
Organism: Polychytrium aggregatum
Lineage: Eukaryota; Fungi; Chytridiomycota; Chytridiomycetes; Polychytriales
Exons: 1
Coding region: 241-1827 (528 amino acids)
Biological process (GO): protein phosphorylation
Molecular function (GO): protein kinase activity; ATP binding; protein binding
Source: RefSeq, a predicted model, not a curated record
CCCUGCUCGCUCGGCGGCAAACUGGCGCUGUUGUAUCAAGUGGCCUCUGGCAUAUCCUAUCUCCACGCCAGACGAAUCAUCCACGGCGACCUCAAGGCAGCAAACGUUCUUCUGGACCAGUCUCUCCGUGCUGUGGUAUCCGAUUUCGGUCUCUCUCGCACUAAGCACACGUCGGCCUCGUUGGAGCGGAACAGGUCUAGCCUGCUCAUCGGCGGCACCCAGGGCUAUUUAGCACCUGAGAUGCUACACGAAGAGAAUCCCAGUGGCAAUAGCAUGAAAACCGAUGUGUAUGCCUUUGCUAUCACCAUGUACGAGGUACUGAACGAUGCAAAGCCCGUCUGGGUCACCACCGAUGGGCAGCCGAUGCGUGAUCGAGUUAUCGAGACGCAGGUUUGUAAAGGAAAUCGCCCGAAGCGCAUCGACAACAUCCCCGACGACAUAUGGACCAUGGUGGAGCGAUGCUGGCAUCAAGUGCCCGAUCAGCGCCCCACCUUUGUCGAGAUCCUUGGCUGGCUAGAGCCAUUCAAGGCGCUGCACUCGCCCCCUGAACCGAAACCUCGAUCGACGCAAGGAGCCGACUCUCACCCGUCGGCGAGUUCGCAAGAUGCCCGCACUCCAACGCCUCGACAGAGGGAAUCAGAGUCCUAUCCUGGUGUCUCGCGCCUCAUGCUGCAGCGCGCUCGGAAAGGCGACCCAGACGCCUGUUUACUGGUGGCCAAGACCAUAACGAGCAGCAAGGACACCACCAGCACCGGUUGGGCCGAAGCCGCAACGUUCCUCCAGACCGCCGCGGACCACGAGUCUCUUGAUGCCUAUUUCUACCUCGGAUGGAUGUACUUUCUCGGCCUCGGUGUGCAGCAAAGCGACCUCGACGCACUCGAAUACUGGCGAGAGGUUAGCACAAGGAGUACCGACCCUAUUUCGAAGCCGAUUGCCACCCAUAUGCUCGGGUGGCUCCUCUACCUUGGCCGAGGAACAGCUCCCGACAUCGGCAAGGGAAUCAUGCUGAUCCGGCAGAGCAAGACCAGCGAAUUUGGGCUCGGAGAAGAUGAAUUGAUGUCCUCUGACACACUGAUUUCAUCCGACUCGGCCACUGCUGCUCAUUUCUUCCAUCUGUGCCAGUUGGGCCUGGAGCAUCAGUGGCUCUGCAAGCAUCUCGUUGGUGUGUGUUAUGUCCACGGAUUCGGCUCUGCGCAAGACCAACAGAGAGCUGCGGAUCUGUUCGAGGAGCUCGCAGGUCAAGGACAUGAUACCAGCCAGUACUGGCUCGGAAAGUGCCUCGACCGAGGAUGGGGGCGACCAAUCGAUGUGCCCGCCAAGUACAAGUGGUACCUGGCGGCGGCCGAAGGCGGCAACUCGUACGCCCAGAACAUGAUCGGGCGGAUGCAUGAGGUCGGAAGCCACGUUUCCAAAGACGACUCCUGUGCAGCAAAGUGGUACCGCAAAUCGGCCGAGCAGGGCAACAAGUUUGGCCAAAACAACCUCGGCUGGUGCUACCAGGCUGGAUGCGGGGUCGGGCAGGAUCCAUCCGUCGCCAUAGAGUGGUACCGCAAGUCGGCCGAGCAAGGGCAUUCGUCCGGCCAAAACAACCUCGGCGCCUGUUUCUUCAACGGAUGCGGGGUCGCCUCCGACCUCCCCAAGGCAAUCGAGUGGUAUCAAAAAUCGGCUGAGCAAGGGAAUGUGUACGCCCAGUGGAACCUCGCUCUCAACUACGAGUAUGGAAACGGCAUUGAGAAGGAUAUGGCGACUGCUCUGUCGUGGUACCGCAAAGCCGCGGAGAACGGACACAGUUCUGCGAGUGACAGGCUCCAGGUUCUUUCUCCGUAGCCAUCGGCGCUCUCCAAGCAGCGAUCUCAGUGUUGCUGUGCUUGAAUGCUCUCUGCUGUGCUGGCGUGUUUUGAGUGGGUACCUUUCUGUUCAUCCGCACCUUGCCACUCGGAGCAUAUCUUGAAGACGAUCGCACGUAAUCACAAUCGCAGCAGCCCCCGGG